Messenger RNA from Anopheles coluzzii, 4316 nucleotides. RefSeq names its product sodium/hydrogen exchanger 7 (gene Nhe3). Gene Ontology annotation, cellular component: recycling endosome; membrane. Bases 324 to 2426 code for a protein of 700 amino acids. NCBI's taxonomy places the organism in Eukaryota, Metazoa, Arthropoda, Insecta, Diptera, Culicidae. Gene Ontology annotation, biological process: proton transmembrane transport; regulation of pH; sodium ion transport. The record is from RefSeq and is a predicted model, not a curated record. Gene Ontology annotation, molecular function: sodium:proton antiporter activity. The transcript has 14 exons.
UCAAUUCCAUAAUCAACAAAACGAAGUGGAAGAGCAGUCCACAACGGAAUAACAAAGGCGAGAAGAGCAGCAGCGGCUGAAGGUGUGCUUUUCUGCGUUGGCCCCGGGGUUAUUCCCCCAAUUCCGUGUAGUUCACGCUCGAGAAGAAUCGCGAGAAAAGUAAAAAUCGAACCCGCAAUCAUCCAGCUCCCUGCCGUCACCGUACACCGUUCGCAGUACCUAGUCGAUACCAAGUGUCUCGGUCCGCCGCCUGUCCGGGGGAUCCACACGGGGAGCCUGAUCCGAUCCGGGACAACAUAGCCCAACCGGGCGAGGGUACAGCAAUGUUAAGGCGGCGUUCGGCGAAAUCGGCCACCAGCUACCAGCAGCGCUCCCGGUACCGGUUCCUGCCCGCCGUGGUACUGCUGGUGCUCGCCCAAUGGUGCCUGCUGGAUGCGGUCGUUUCGGCCGAAUCGACCGACAUAGAGCUCGAUGCGAAGGCAAACAAAAUCCAUCAGAUCGAUUCGCUCAAUCUGUUGCUUUACACCUUCCUGCUAACUUUGACGGUGCUAACGAUAUGGCUGUUCAAACAUCGGCGCGUCUCCUGGCUGCAUGAGACGGGGCUGGCCGUGAUUUACGGCCUCAUCGUGGGAGCCAUCAUCCGCUAUGCCGGCACCACCACGCCAAUCAUACACGUUUCGGUGGAAGCGGAACCGGAUGCCAAGUUCAACCAGAGCCUCCCACCGGACACGCUGUGGCUCAAGUUUCCGGGCAAUCUUCCGCACGGUUCCGACCAGCCGGUAAAGGCGAACAAAACGUACACGUACAGCUUUCGGGGCGAGCUGGGCAAUGUGGAGGAGAACGAGAUCGACCUGAAAGCCACCUUUGAUCCGGAAGUGUUCUUUAACAUCAUCCUGCCGCCGAUCAUUUUCCACGCCGGGUACAGCUUGAAGCGGAAAUACUUUUUCCGCAACCUUGGUGCUAUUUUAAUGUUUGCCAUCAUCGGCACCACACUGUCGGCGUUUUUGAUCGGUGCGCUGAUGUACGGUUUCGUGCAGCUGAUGCCGAAGCUCAAGUCAAGCUUCACCUUUCUGGACACGCUUUACUUCGGGGCACUGAUUUCACCGACCGAUCCGCUUACGAUAUUGGCCAUCUUUAGCGAUAUGCAUGUGGACGUGAAUCUGUACGCGCUCGUGUUCGGCGAGAGUGUACUGAACGAUGCCGUUGCAAUCGUUCUAAGUGGCGCUAUCCAAAACUAUGGCGAACAUUACUCGAGCAACGGCGAGUUUGAAGGGCACGCGUUUCUCCGCUCGCUGGGCGAUUUCUUCAGCGUGUUUGCCUUCUCGCUGCUGAUCGGCGCCUCGAUGGGUUGCGUGACGGCAAUGAUGACCAAGUUCACGCGGAUACGAGACUUUCCGCUGCUCGAGUCGGCCCUGUUUGUGCUGAUGUCGUACAGUACGUUUUUAAUCGCGGAAGCGGCCGAGCUAACAGGAGUGGUCGCGGUACUGUUCUGCGGCAUCUGCCAAGCGCACUACACGUACAACAACCUGUCCGAUGAUUCCCGUACGCGCACGAAGCAGAUAUUUGAGCUGCUUAACUUCCUGGCCGAAAACUUCAUCUUCUCGUACAUCGGCGUGUCCAUGUUCACCUUCCCGAAGCACCACUUUGAUCCGCUGUUUAUUUUUACCGGUUUUAUGUGUGCGGCUAUAGGGCGUGCUGUAAAUAUUUAUCCCCUGUCAGCCCUGCUGAAUAUAGCUAGAAAGCCAAAGAUUUCGUGGAACUUCCAGCACAUGCUGUUCUUUGCCGGCCUACGAGGUGCCAUGUCCUUUGCACUGGCGAUUCGCAACACGGUCUCCGACGCAAGGCAGGCAAUGUUAACGACCACGUCGCUCAUUGUCAUUACGACCGUGAUCAUCCAGGGUGGGGCAGCCAACUUUCUGCUCAACUGGUUAAAUAUUCCUGUUGGUGUUGAUGAUGAAACAGAAGUUCUACCUUAUCAAGGCGUCCGAAGUGUGUACAAUUCGAUGGAGAACACAGCUGGGUCGAUCGACGUUGGUUUAAACCUUAGCCAACUGCAAGUUAAUAGGAGGGCAAGUUCUCUGGAUUUGGAAAAUCCGGACAGUGAGGGUGCCACCACACCGGGAGGCACAAGGAGAGGCCACGAAAAGGCCGUUUUAGCUCGGCUGUGGGGCAAUUUCGACUCAAGGUACAUGAAACCCCUGUUAACCCACUCGCGUCCAACAUUGCUUGAGACGCUACCCGUUUGCUUGAGCCCGCUGGCUCGUCUGCUUACCACCACCGAACAACUAACACAGGACGGGCCAACGCGUCGCUCCGACUCCGAUUCCGAUCUGUGCAUCGACGACGAUGAUCGUGCAUCGCGCGGCGGUCCCGCCGACGGUACCGGCCGAAGGAAUUCAAUCAAUCGCCAGAAACGUGCUGUUUAAGCUGAUUGUUGGCCCCGUUAUCUAGUUUUCCCUCCCUCUCUCUCUCCUACCUCCCUCCACGAAUUGAUUUGCUCAACAGAUGUGUGAAUGCAGAUGUGAACUUCAAAAGUGAAACGAGCAAAACUCGAUCAAAAAACGUGUUAAUGUUUUGCCAUAGGGUUUUAUUGUGUUUUCUUCUUCUUUGGUAUUAUUUAGAAUAAUUUUAAGUUUACAAAAUUACACUAUCCUGUUAUUUAGUGUUUUAGAUUCGAUAGUUUUUUUUUUUCAUUAUUGGGGUGUAUGGAUUUUCUGGGUUAAUUGUUUGAUCAGCGAGGAACGACAACAACCCAACGUUUUAGUACUGUUGAAGUCUUUCAUCUAAAACAUUCAUUUAUUAUUUUACAGGGCUUUCCAAGUCAAUUUCGAAUGUGUACAGCAUUAUUCACCACCUUCAAUAUGUUUUUCAACUGCUGUCAAAUUGUGUAUUUGCUUCAUAAUUCAAUUGCAGUUCUUACACAUGAUUCUCAGCACACCACAAAGAACUGUCAAACUCAAUCCAGCUUGAGACGUGUUGAAAAUCAUGUGGAAGAACUGAAAUUUUAUUGUGAUGCAAAUACAACAUUUGACAGCAAAUGGAAAACAUCUCGCAAUCAAUGAAAAAUGAUGUAGAUAUUGGAAAUUGACCCGGAAAACCUUGUAUAAUUGAAUUGGUAACGAAUUAUGUUUAAUUUUGUAGUAUUCAAGUAUCAUUUGUAAGGAAGAGAUACGAAACCAAUUUUAAAGUAAUAAUUAUGAAUGGUACAAAUAGAAAUCAUGUUAUUUUAAAACCGAUCUGGCGGGUUCUGUUUUAAGAAGUUAAUCAGUCCACGUUUUGUUCCGCAAUUCGAUACGAUUGUGUGCAGUAUUUGAUGCAACCAAACUGUUGUUAACAAUAAUCAUACGAUGCAGCUAUUCAGCUCUCUUGCAGCGAAUUUUCUCCCCAUUUUACGUUCUGGUUUUGAUGAUUAUUUAUCGCUACUACUUUUGUUUGUAUUUACCCGCCUGGUUUUUUUUUUGUUUAUAAAGAUUCCGUUUUUAUAGUUACCCCACACGAUUAGUGAGUAGUAGAUUGUAAUUUGAAGAAGAAAAAAAAAGAUAUACAAAACUCCCCUCUGUGAUUGGUCAUUGCUUUGAAGAGACAGCAAAGCAGCAGCAGCAGCAGCAGGAGCAGUAAGAUGUUUCGACUUUGGUAGAUUGGAUUUAAGAAAGAGAGAAAAACAACAUAAAAUCUUACACUGUACUUAGUGCGUGAGUAAUACACACAGGUUUGAACGUUCGUUGAUUGUAAAGCUCAAACGUAUAAAUUGUUAACGCUUGCCAAUGUGUCAAAGAAUGUAAUGCAACACAAAUAUUGAUACAAUAUUCCCGUUGAAAAAAGAAAACCCCCAAAAAAAAAAUCAAACGAAUACGCUCCACUAAAACGCUGCGUCGAGAGAGAGUGUGUGUGUGUGUGCAGACAUAUUGGUUUUAAUGCAUUAUGAGUUCCUUAAGUGAUCUUGCUACUAAAGCAGAGGCGCAUUGCGUUAGUGUACUAUCGGUUAGCGGUAAUUCAAGAUAAUUAGAUAUGGUGAGUAGAUGGGAAAAUACAGAUACUGAAGGUAGAUUUGUAUAGCAAUGUGCUACGUUAAGAGUUUCGUCAAGCUGUACGUAAGCCACCAGCUUCACCGUAACCUCGAUCGUGAUCGAUACUAAGCCGACAGUUUGACAGGAUAGUAAACGAAGGUGCUAGCUAGACGGAUACGAUGGCGGAAUUAGUCAGCCAUCAGCAGUACUCGAUGCAGCUGCAGAUUGUUUAGUUAAUUCUUACGAAAACAAGGAAGAAUCCAAACAACCAACUAUUAUGUGCAUUAAAUACACUGAUAUUAAAUGAGA